UAUAUGAUAGCAACAACACUCCACCCAACACUAGCCAACUCUUUCAGACCGAUAUGAUCAUCAGUUUCCUAUAUGAUCUGCAUGACAUUUCAUAAGUUCAUGCUUAUUUAUAAUGCAGGGCUGCUAUAUAUAUAAUACUGUUACAAACAUCCAACAUAUAUAUUCCUCUCGAAUCACGAUUGCUCUACAGUAUUUUCAACCCAAAAGGCAUUACACAUCAGACCAACAUGGCAUAAAUAUUUGAUUGGAUUUUGGCACACAACUUCAGAUUUAGCUAGCUCAAUAUGUAUACCAACUGCAGAAAAUUUCAGACCAAAGCCAUUGAACCAAAUCACUGAAAUAUCUACAUCUCUUAAAAGUUUUUGAUCUUAUCAACCAAAUAACCCACACCUAGAACAUUCAAAAAUUGCAAAAUCUUUUCAACCAGGAAAGCAUACGGGAAAUCCAAAAAAUUCCAUUGGCUUGUGCCAACCAAAGAUCGUAUUGUCCGAUUUGGAUAAAUAGUCAGAAUGAGAAAUUUUUUGUCAAAACUGCUUACCAUAUUGUAGCAAAUUUCACAAAUACACUGAUGUCAAAUCUCCAUAAUAUCUCAAUUGAAAAAAAUUUGGAAACUAAAAAUUCAUGAUCGCCACAAACUCCUUUUAUGAAAAUUUUUUUGGGCGAUAAUACCAACCAGAGAAAGGUUGAAGAGCUUCAUUCCAAACCUUCCAUCCAUUACUUGCCCAUUGUGCGAAGAAAAAGAAGAAACUAUGUUCCAUGUUUUUAUUGAAUGCUCAAUCACCAAAAUUUUAUGGAGUCAAACCAGUUGGCUACUAAAUCCUUCAUUGAUGGCGAUCACCACAAUGAAAGAAUGGAUACAGAUUAUCACUAAUCCCGAAGUAAAAUUGGGAUUAAAAUCGCAAGAAGAGCAUCAUUUCCAAUUAUUUGCAGUUCUGAUAAUAGAUUUUAUAUGAAAAUUAAGAAAUAAUGUAGUCCACAACCAAACAGUUAUUUCUCUAAAAAAGGCCAAGGAGCAAUUGGACGCUUCAUACCAAGAGAAUCUACAUGCAUGGAAGCAAAAGGCAAAAUCAAGUCAAUCACAGGAAUGGCAAGCCCCUUCCAGAUAUUAGAUAAGAAUAUCCUUUAAUGCUACAAUACAAAAUUCCUACUUAACAUCCUCAACUUUAAGUCGAGAUUCAGAAGGGAAUAUUAUAGAAAUCUAGACAAAGGAAAAUGCUACCACAACACCUGUCAUAGCAGAAGCUCAGGCAGCAAAGCUUGCACUCAAAAUGGUGGAACAUUUACAAAAUGACAAAACAAUAAUGGAAGGAGAUGCACAACUAGUUAUAUUAGCAAUCCAAGGAGAAUUGGUAGUUUGGCAGAUUAACCCCAUAGUUGAAGACAUUGCUCAAAUGUUGAAAAUUCAAAAUGAUUGGAGUUUCAAAAAAAUAGAUCAAUCUCAAAAUCGAUGUGUGCAUUCGGUAUUGCAAUGAGCAGCAACCAACCAUAUAUGUUUUUGGUAGCAUACUUGUGGAAGAAAUUCCUACUUGUAUUUUGCAUAUUGAUAGAGGGAAAGAUCCUCUCCCUACUAGUUUGUAACUUAUUUUGUUAAUGAAUCCAUGCUUUAAAAAAAAAAAAAAAAAAAAGGACCACUAGCUCAAUAUGUGUUUAUUUUUUCCUUUAUAUUUAAUCUUAAAUUUGAAUAAAAUGAAGGACAAAAUAACACUCCACCCAACGGGCAAAAUCGUCCGUUCAACAUGUAUCUAAGUGGCAUAUGCAUGUACAGAGAUAAAGAGAGCUGUGAAGCGGCUUGUUGUUCUGUAGCCUCAUCCUUGCGAUUCCUUUCAAACUCUUUAAAGUUCAAACUUUUAAACCCCAUCAGUUCCGAAAUCCAUUUCUUAAAAUUCCAAUCUCUGUAUCUCUUACGGACAUGGAUAGAAAAGAUACACGCGUACAUAAAUGCCAUUGCCAUUGAAAACUGGCAGGGGUCGAGAGAGAGGGGGGGACCAGUAGUGAUCCUGGCCAUCUCAAAAGCAGAAAUGGUGUUGAAAUGAAGGAGCGUCAGCGGUGGCAGCCAGAGGAAGACGCACUCCUCAGAGCCUACGUUAAGCAAUAUGGCCCCAAAGAGUGGAACCUCGUCCCCGUCCGCAUGGGGCAGCCCCUCCACCGCGACCCCAAGUCGUGCCUUGAGCGCUGGAAGAACUACCUGAAGCCCGGCCUCAAGAAGGGCUCUCUCACCAAGGAAGAACAGUCCCUCGUCGUCUCCCUCCAGGCCAAGUACGGCAACAAGUGGAAGAAGAUCGCCGCCGAGGUCCCUGGCCGCACACCCAAGCGCCUCGGCAAGUGGUGGGAGGUCUUCAAGGAAAAGCAGCUCAAACAACAGCAGCAGAACCAGAAGAAGAAGAACGGCAGUAACGCACCCGAAUAUUCCGACUGUACCGACGUCGCGAAUAUUAUUCCAGUGGUGGAAUCUCCGGAGAAGGCCACCCAGGGCCCGUACGAUCACAUCUUGGAGACUUUUGCUGAGAAGUACGUGCUGCAGCCCAAGCUCUGCACGUUCCAGUCCCUGAAUGGCAGUAUGGCUCCGGCGCUCCCAUGUAUUUCGGUGCCCGAUAUGGGUCCCAUUCUCUCUCUCGGGUCGACUACAUCUUCUUCGACGACGUCGACCAUGCUUCCCUCGUGGAUGAACAUGAUUCCUUCCCGUACGACGUCUUCUUCUACCACCUCGCCGACGCCGUCUCCAUCAGUUCGUCUGUCCCUUUCUCCGACUAAACCGGCUAUGGAGCCGGAUUCAAAUCCAAUCCUCUUAUCUCCGGAUUGCCAGAUGACUACGCUAAUCCAGUACUGCAAGGAGGUAGAAGAGGGGAGGCAGAGCUGGGAACAGCACAAGAAGGAGGCGAAAUGGAGGCUGAGCAGGGUGGAGCAGCAGCUGGAGUCGGAGAAAGCAAGAAAAAUGAGAGAAAAGAUGGAGGAGAUAGAGGCAAAGAUAAGGUCACUGAGAGAGGAAGAGAUGGCGUUUGUGGGUAGGAUUGAGAGGGAGUACAACGAAGAGAUGAGAGCAUUGCAGAGAGAUGCAGAAAGCAAGGAGGCAAAGUUGGCGGAGGCAUGGCGUAGCAAGCAUGUGAAGCUGACUAAGCAGCUCGUGGAGCAGAUUGGAUUACUCAAUAACACUGCCCCAAAGGGCAAUCACUAAUUAUUCUUCCUUUCCGGCCCUAUGGACCACCAUGUUUGUCACUGAUCUUGCUUUAAACGUAGUAGUAGUGUACGUACAACUCGUUUUACAUUAU
Juglans microcarpa x Juglans regia is the source of this 3266-nucleotide messenger RNA. RefSeq names its product protein rough sheath 2 homolog. The transcript has a single exon. The record is from RefSeq and is a predicted model, not a curated record. Lineage: Eukaryota; Viridiplantae; Streptophyta; Magnoliopsida; Fagales; Juglandaceae. Bases 2030 to 3172 code for a protein of 380 amino acids.